AAACGUCGCAGUCUCUGAUUGGCUGCUGGCGGCUCGGGGUCAAACAGCUUCGCGCAUGCUCAGAAGCUCUCACACAGUGAGCGACAGAAAUCUGUCACAUCAGCGGAGCCUUCAUUCCUCUGAUACCUCCACAUAUUGCUCCUCUGCUCCUCCGCUCCUCCGCUCCUCUCCCUCACAUCUCACCCCCGAGCUCCCUUCAGAUUCCUCCUCGGACUUUUCGACCUGUGCAGCGGCAGAAAACAGCGAAGGAUGACGAGCAGCUCGAAGAGGAAAGAAGAGAGCCAUCUGCAGAAUGGGGGAGUUAAACAGUCCGCGUGGAGCAAAGCCCUCAACAGUAACGCUGUUUGGGAAGAGAAGGAUGAGUUUUUAGAUGUGAUUUACUGGCUCCGACAAAUCAUUGCAGUAAUCCUUGGCGUGAUAUGGGGAGUUGCACCAUUGAAAGGAUUUCUUGGAAUAGCCAUAUUCUGCAUCAUCAACGCCGGCGUCCUUUAUGUAUACUUCAGCAGCUUUCAGCAGAUCGAUGAGGAAGAGUACGGUGGCACGUGGGAACUCACCAAAGAAGGCUUCAUGACUUCUUUUGCUCUGUUUCUGGUGGUGUGGAUAAUCUUUUACACAGCUCUACAUUUUGACUGAGAGGAAUCCAUAGGACACUAAAUACGAACAUUUCUGUUGAAGCAAAUUAUCAAAACACAGGAACUCCAUGAACUGAGGGGGUGUCACCGCUCCUACAUACAGUAUGACUUCUCAGUGUGCAGUGCAUCAUGGGAAUCCUUGUGUGAAUAACAAGAUACUGCAAGACCAUCAUGAUGAACAUGCUCACUUAUUGUACAUUCUCUUAAUUUGAGUGUUCCUUUUUUUAAGGCAUUCUCCAGUACACUUCCCAUUUGUUAUAUUUCCUCCCUCAAUUCAUCAACAUCGUCUGUGACAGACCAGUAACGAUACAGAAAGCAGCUCAGCAGUACAAUAAAUGCUGGAAAAUAGGAGGAGGAUGAUUCAUCUUGUCACCUUACUACAGGGCCCUUCUUCUGCUUUGGGAGAGUGACAUGAACACACUGUAAAGACAACAACCAGUGUGUGUAUUCAACCCGGUUUACUGCUCAUGAGCUGCUCACUUAAAUCAUAGAAACUGGACGAAACAAAAAAAGUCUUGUCACAUAGUAAUCAUGAUUCAAUCAGUCCAUGAGUGUAAAUGAGUGUUACCGUUAAUGUAGCGACAAAAUGCACCAUAUCAGAUGUACUGAACUACUAAUAAUGCAUUCAUUAUGUGGAUUCACUGCUGAAUUUUACUUUUGGAAAUCUGGGCUGAAGAAAACAAAUACAUAAUGAGAGGUAUGACAGUGAAGUACCUUUUAUAUGUUAAUGUUACCAGUUAUGUUAUUUGUCUGGUUUCAGCGGGGGAGUCUUUGGUCAUGAAAAUGUACAGGUGACUCUGUGCUACAUUUUUUCUCCAUUUUUUGCUGAUAAAUAUAAACAAAUAAUUUUGAAUUUAAUCUGUCAUUUCUUCUCAAGAGUGUAGACUUUGUGAAAUAUUGUGGUUGAAGUCGCACUAAUUUUAACAUCAAGCGAAAUGGUUGUAAGAUGUUUAUAUCCUUAUCCUAUAUCUUAUCCAGUCCCUAAGUCAGUAUCUGCUACCAGUAUCAAAAAGCUGUUAGGCCUGUUAGGACCUCAUAACAAUCUGAUUUUUCUGCACACCCAGAUAACUUCUUUAAACAAAGAGGGAGGGAUCAUGCAUGUUGUGUUCAGAUGCAAAUUAUUCACAGUCUCAAGCAAAAACCUGGUCUGUGCACUGCCAUGAUUUACUGUUCUGAAACCUACCUUUCAUUGAUUAAUGACAUUAGUUAGGAGGGUAGAAAUAAUUUAAAUUAAUUUGUUUCUUAAAUGUAGCUUCCAGAUCAAAGUCUUACCUGGAAUUAAUUUAAACUUGUCUGUAAAUUCUGUAUCAUGUCCCUUUUUGUCAAAUUCACCUUGUAUUGCAUAGAUUUAUUUGUGUUUAUGUUAUAUCUUGUCUGAUGUAACAUAUUUCUCAGUAUUUUAUAGUGAAGGCCUAUUAAAACCAGUUCUGACAAAGUAAUUGUAAUGAUACUGUUAUAUUAGAUACACAACUGGUGAUUGAAAGGAUUGUAUUUUCUGAUCAAAUUUUUGGGAAUCAUUAAACAUGGUCUUUAUUUGGCCUCCAUUUUCAAAGAAA
Messenger RNA from Paralichthys olivaceus (Japanese flounder), 2188 nucleotides. It is a transcript of the gene rab5if, whose product is annotated as RAB5 interacting factor. Gene Ontology annotation, biological process: mitochondrial respirasome assembly. Lineage: Eukaryota; Metazoa; Chordata; Actinopteri; Pleuronectiformes; Paralichthyidae. The record is from RefSeq and is a predicted model, not a curated record.